AUGGUUGUUUGGGACAAUUGUAAGGGUACUGAAUCACCAGCUACUUUUGUGCAUGUUGAAGAAUUAUCUGAUCCUGAUAAAGCUUAUAAAAUAUUUUUAAAAAAUCACACUUGUUAUGAUCUAAUUCCAUUGAGUGCCAAAUUAGUCGUAUUCGAUGUGACAUUGAAUGUAAAGAAAGCAUUUUUCGCUUUAGUUUACAAUGGUGUACGUGUAGCUAUAUUAUGGGAUUCCACUGAACAGAAACAUAUUGGCAUGUUGACUAUUACGGAUUUCAUACGCAUAUUACAUCGGUACUAUCGUUCACCAGAUCAACCAAUGACUGAGUUAGAAAAGCAUCAAAUUAAAACAUGGAGAGAACAAUUAACAGAAUAUCAGCGUUCAUUAAUUUCAUCACACCUGAAAAAAUUUGAUUUUAAAGAGAAAUUCCAAGGGGUUGCAACUUGUCAAUUAGAUGAUACUUUAGAAGUGAUUGUGAAUAGAAUUGUCGACGCUGGUGUACAUCGUUUAGUAGUUGUUAAUGAUAACAAAGUAUUAGGUAUUGUUUCCCUAUCAGAUAUUCUACGUUUUUUAAUUUCUGAACCAACUGUACAAAAGAUCAUUUCAAAUGAAUUAAUAUAA
Schistosoma spindalis is the source of this 618-nucleotide messenger RNA. The record is from the annotation of a GenBank genome assembly. NCBI's taxonomy places the organism in Eukaryota, Metazoa, Platyhelminthes, Trematoda, Strigeidida, Schistosomatidae.